Ananas comosus (pineapple) is the source of this 1227-nucleotide messenger RNA. RefSeq lists its product as uncharacterized. The record is from RefSeq and is a predicted model, not a curated record. Lineage: Eukaryota; Viridiplantae; Streptophyta; Magnoliopsida; Poales; Bromeliaceae. The coding region runs from base 738 to 1091 and encodes 117 amino acids. The transcript is spliced from 3 exons.
UUUUUUCUUCUAGCUAGCGCUCUGUUUGCAGGAAGGAAGGAUCUUCGAAUCUUCGAAUUCAGCUUAAUACUUCUUUGGAAUUAGUGGUUUCUAUUUGUUGCAAGAGAUGGAGUGUAUGUGAGAAUACUACACCAACGCGAGCCCGUAAAUUUCAUUUGCGAAAAUUUUAAAUUUUUCGGUUUCUGGUUUUAGUUUCCAGUUUUUUCAAACUUAAUCGAAAUGGCUGAGUUGAUUCGUUCACAACUUAAGACUCCUCUUCAUUUCACCGAACCGGUUUCAUCCCUGAUUUUUGGGAAAACAAUCUAAACGGCCUAAUAAUAAUAAUUUAAAUAAAUUUCAACAAAACAGCCUCUGAUAAAUUUGCGUCUUUUGAUGGUGAUCGUAUGAUCUAAAUCAAAACUAGAUCAAAUUUUGAUUAGACGCAGCAUAUCAUCUAUGUUAGACGACCCCCAUCCACUCUCUCCUCCGACCUCUCCUCCCCAAAAGGCCAAAUCCAAACAGCUUCUCUGUAGAAACUUACCCCGUCCUUCCCUAAUCCCCUCUAUCUCUUCUUCUUCCACACGAUUCCUCCAAACCCUAGAAUCCCUCUACGGCGGCGGCGGCGGCGAACCCCGGCGAUCUCCGCGGGAAAGCGGUGGAAAACUAAGGAAUAGCGAUCGAGGAGGAGGAGGAGGAGGAGGAGGAGGAGCAUCGCUAGGGUUUCGCGGGGUGGAGGGGCCCCGUUAGGGCAUCAUAACAUGUCGCUGCGGAUAAAGGCGGUGGUGGAUAGGUUCGUGAAGGAGUUGAAGGAGGCCUUGGACGCGGACAUACAGGACCGCAUCAUGAAGGAGCGGGAGAUGCAGAGCUACAUCGAGGAGCGCGAGCGCGAGGUCGCCGAGCGCGAGGCCGCUUGGAAAGCCGAGCUCUCCCGCCGCGAGGCUGAAAUUGCUCGACAAGAGGUGAGGCUGAAGAUGGAGAGGGAGAAUUUAGAGAAAGAGAAGAGCGUACUCAUGGGAACUGCAUCGAAUCAGGACAACCAGGACGGAGCUCUUGAGAUCACCGUCAGCGGGGAGAAAUACCGUUGCCUCCGCUUCUCUAAGGCGAAGAAAUGAUAUGAGAUGUUAACUGAUUUCAGCGGCACCGAAAUGAGAGAAUGUUGGCAAUCGUUUGUACAGGAAAAAAUAGCAGUGCAUCAAAAUGGAACGUCCUGAUAUUUGUUUGAUCCGAGCUUCGAUAUUUCUGAGUAAA